AUGGAAUGUGAUAUCUGCGCAGACAUUGCAUUGAAGAAAAGAUCGUCUAGAAAGCUCAGCGACAUCAUAUUAGAUUGCUGGCAGAGAGAGUACGAUAGACGGCCAUAUGCUCAUGUUAUAUUUCAUGGAAACGUAUUCGAACGCAAAUUUUUUCGUAAAAUGACGGACGACGAUUUUCUGAUGAUCUUACAAUUUUUGGAAUUGCGAGCCAUUAAACAUUUUGAAUUUCUGCAUUGCGCUGUACCUGCAGCAUAUACGCUACUCUUUCUGAAGUGUCUCGAUGAUUUGGUAAGCGUGAACUUUACACAUUCCGAUGUACCCUGGGAAAUGUAUCGAUAUUUGGCAGAGAAUGCAAAACAUCUAUCGUUGAAGACACUAAAGCUGUGUGGAAGUGAAAUUGAUGAGAAGCGAUCCGAACAUCUUCGAAUGUAUUUGUCGCAAACGGAGAAGCUUGCCCACAUCGAUGUGAGCAGCUGUGGCCUCAAUCACAUAACGUUAGCAAUUAUCGCUGAUGGAAUAUUGAAUUGCAAAAAUCUGCGAUCGGUUGAAUUGAGCAACAUUGUUCCGCACCAUCCACAACAUAUUGUUGACAUACCGAAAAUUUCAGUCAUUUUGUCCAUUUUAAUAUGGAGAAGCCGUUUGAUAGAAGUGCACUACCGUAAAAUUGGUCUCGGUUGCUCCGGAUUGGGCAUAAUUUGUGAAAAUAUUUCGGUUGGUUUCUUACGAAUUCUGGACAUUGGUGCAAAUUGCAUUGGACCUGAUGGAACAGAAGCAUUAUUUCUGGCUCUAAGCAACAGUAAUAUUGAAGCACUUCUAAUGCCGUUCAAUAAAAUUGGAGAUGCGGGGGGAGAUGUGAUUGCCAAGCAUCUGAGCUCUACAAAACUAAAACAUCUUGACAUCAGUUACAAUCAAAUAUCGUCUCAAACAAUGGAGCUGAUACUAACCAAUCUGACCAAAUGCAAUCGUGUGGCAAUAUUGAACAUUUAUGGCAACGAUUUUGAUUCGCCAACCAUUGGCAGCGUUUUACACAUUUUGAUAACGAAUCACAUUUUAAGUGCUAACGGACUGGAUGUGUCGGUCAAUUAUGUUGACGGAAUUCAUCAGAUUUUUCCCAUGGAUAAUCCAACCAUCAACAAUUACCAGAAAUUUAAAAAACUGUCGCAGUAUUGCGCGAAAGAAAACAUAAGCCCACAAACAUUGCUGUGGUUCAAGAAAAACUUAAGGCAUGUGGUUGGCGACGAUACCCGAAAUGAUGAAGAUAACCAAAAAUUUUCAUGUUAACGUAAAUUUUACUGCAUUAGUCACACUUUCGUUUAAAAUUUUCGAAUCU
Molecule: messenger RNA, 1330 nt
Organism: Bradysia coprophila
Lineage: Eukaryota; Metazoa; Arthropoda; Insecta; Diptera; Sciaridae
Biological process (GO): nucleocytoplasmic transport; activation of GTPase activity
Cellular component (GO): perinuclear region of cytoplasm; cytosol; nucleus
Molecular function (GO): small GTPase binding; GTPase activator activity
Source: RefSeq, a predicted model, not a curated record